Messenger RNA from Bacillus rossius redtenbacheri, 8806 nucleotides. Its product is annotated as gastrula zinc finger protein XlCGF52.1-like. Lineage: Eukaryota; Metazoa; Arthropoda; Insecta; Phasmatodea; Bacillidae. Gene Ontology annotation, molecular function: DNA-binding transcription factor activity, RNA polymerase II-specific; RNA polymerase II cis-regulatory region sequence-specific DNA binding. The transcript has 6 exons. Gene Ontology annotation, cellular component: nucleus. Gene Ontology annotation, biological process: regulation of transcription by RNA polymerase II. The record is from RefSeq and is a predicted model, not a curated record. The coding region runs from base 422 to 1951 and encodes 509 amino acids.
AGUGUUUAUAUUUUGGGUCAACUGAAAUACAAGACAACAUUCCUACGUUGGCCGUAGUAAAUUCUUUGGUUGUGUUAGUGUAUGGUCCACAACUAUUGUUCAUCGUAGGCUUCCCUGAAAUUGUUCUUGUAUAAUGUUUACAUUUGUAAUGUUAUAAUGUUAUGAAAUAAUUUUUGUAUAAAUAUGUAUAGGAGCCAAAAAAAAAAAAAGAAGUGAUAUUAACAUUCUCAGUGUCAUAGACGGUGGCAAUACCCAAGUCGCACGUUGAAGGGUUUAAAUAAUAAAUAAAUUUCAGUGCAUUGUGAACGUGCCAGAUGGAUAGUGAAGACCGGUUUCGUGACACGGAAACGUAAAAAUGUAAAUGGAAAAGUACCUGCAAGUUAUUUAAGUGUCACUAUCUGUCUACCACUUCCACAAGGUAAUGGAUUGGUGGAGUGAAGAUGUUUUUGGCAAUGAGUGUUGGAGUAUUGGGCUUGAAAGACCGGGCAAAAUUGUUAACCCAACGAUAAAACAAGAAAGUUAUAAGCAGGUGGAAAUUACUGUUGAGAACAACUGUAACAAUGAAAGUUAUGAUGAUGUUGAUGAAGAUGACUCUAGCCAUGAAGAUGAUGGUGGUGAUGAAGAUGACUCUAGCCAUGAAGUUACAAGUAAUGGAAGUGUCAUUGAUUUCAGCCCUGAUUCCUCCAUGGCAACUUGUGACAUCACAUUUCCUAGCAUUAAAAAAGAGGAAGCUGAGGAACAUUUAAAAAAGGAAUACGAAGAAAUAGAAAUCUGUGAAGAAUAUGUUUCCAAAUUAUCAGAAGAAACUAAUGCAGUCCAAAAUAGCUGUAAACUCUUCAAGACUGGUGGUGUGAUCAAUGGAAAGACAUACUUUAAUUCUUCAAAAAGCAUUGUUUUCCCAAGAUCAACAGGAGAUGUUUGUGAUCCAAAAAAAAGUAUUAAUGACCACAACCUUAGAAAAACUAAUAAAAAACAUUCCUUAUAUUUAACACCAUAUCUAAGAGCACAAUUGUACACUCAUACAAAUGAUAAACUAUUGUCCUGUUCAGAAUGCAAAGCAAAAUUUUCUAGAAAUAAUUCCUUGAUAAUCCACAUACGUACCCACACAGGUGAAAAACCAUUUUCAUGUUCAGUAUGCAGUGCAAAAUUUUCUCAAAAAUGUAACUUGAAGAGUCACAUGCGUAUGCACACACGUGAAAAACCAUUUUCAUGUUCAGUAUGCAGUGCAAAAUGUUCUCAAAAAUGUAACUUAAAGAGUCACAUGCAUAUGCACACAGGUGAAAAACAAUUUUCAUGUUCAGUAUGCAGUGCAAAAUUUUCUCUAAAAGCUUACUUGAUAAAACACAUACAAACCCACACAGGUGAAAAACCAUUUUCUUGUUCAGUAUGCAGUGCAAAAUUUACUCGGAAAGCUUCCUUGAUAAUCCACAUACGUACCCACACAGGUGAAAAACCUUUUUCCUGUUCAGUGUGCAGUGCAAAAUUUGCUGAGAAAGGUCAUUUAAAUGUUCACAUGCGUAUUCACACAGGUAUAAAACCAUUUUCUUGUUCAGUAUGCAGUGCAAAAUUUGCUGAUAAAGGUUAUUUAAAUGUUCACAUGCGUAUCCACACUGGUGAAAAACCAUUUUCAUGUGCAUUAUGCAUUGCAAAGUUUUCUGAUAAAAGUACCUUGAUCCGUCACAUGCGUAUACAUACAGGUGAAAAACCUUUUUCCUGUUCAGUAUGCUAUGCAAAAUUUGCUGAGAAAGGUAAUUUAAAUGUUCACAUGCGUAUCCACACAGGUAUAAAACCAUUUUCUUGUUCAGUAUGCUGUGCAAAAUUUACUGUUAAAGGUCAUUUAAAUGGACACAUGCGUAUCCACACUGGUGAAAAACCAUUUUCAUGUUCUGUUUGCAAUGCAAAAUUUUCUCAUAAAGCUUCCUUGAAUAGACACAUACCAACACACAAAUAAAAAUCUUUUUCCAGACUAAGUUUGCUGUGGAAAUUGUUUUCUUAAAAAUAACAUUAAUAUUCUUUGGUGAUAAAUUAUAAAAAUAAUUUUAAAUAUCAGUAAAUGCAGUGGUUUUUUCUGAAAGUGUGUGUUUGUGCAGGCAUGGCUGUGUGUAUGUUUAUGUAUUUACUUAUACAGAAUGAGUCUGAAUUGUACCUGCAAACUUCGACUGCAGGUUCAUCACAACAAAAUAAGUUUAAAACUUAUUAACUUAUGGUCUACAGUGCUUUGCUUCACCGAGGCUGACAUAUGUCCCUGAACAACACUUUUAUUGUAAAAAAAUAGAGUAUUUAAAAUAGAACACUAAGUGUCAGGAAUGUGUUAAAUUGAAUGAUAUCCUGCAGCCACUAAGAAUUUAAUUUCAUUGAAAUAAUUGGGGUAUUAACAUGCCACAAAAACAAGGCAUUGCCGCCGCUUAUUUCAAUGAAAUAAUUUUGCACUAGCAAAUAAUUUGUAGUGUUUGUAGAACUUAAUUCAGUUAAACAUGUAUCAGAUGCUCAGUAUUCUAUAUUAUAUUAUUAACAAUAAAAACAUUGGUCAGCUCCAACUUCACUUCAAGGACGUAUAGCAGCCUUGGGAGGUACUUUAGGCCAAAGUCGUGUAGAGGCUUUCUACUUAUUUUGUCGUACACCUAUCCCUCACUUAGCACUACUAAUGCGUUCCUAAAAAUUAUCGUAUUAUUCAAAAUCACGUAUUCUUAAGCAUUAGUUUCCAUUAAUAGCAAGGCUAAUUUAUUUAAUGUGUUUAAAUUGUGUAGGAAAAUAUUCUUUAGUAAUAUAAAUGUGUAGAAUAACACUGAACGAUAAAUAUGUCACACCAUUUAUCUUUAUAUGCCUCCCAUCGCACUUUGUAUGACAAAUACAUCACCUUGUAACAGGAGAUAUGUGGUUAUGUAUUUUAUCUUCAGUCGGCUGGCUGACUUGCCCGCCCGGUCUUGACCUUCAACUCACAUCGCGUACCUUUCCAAACCAUCCUUUACUGACAGUGAAACCAAUAUUACUGUCCGAAUAAUUGAAUUUUAAUUUUUCAAAAAUUAAUUUCUUAUUCGCUUAUAACCACCUGGUUCUCACCAAUCCUGUCAGGCCAAUGAUUAGUUUGUCCAUGGCAACUGUCGUUUAACAACCUUUUCAAUGUGAAUCAUCCGUUAAUUUGUGUUCUGGUAUCUAAUGAUAAAUAUAUUCCUGCUAGUACAAUCAACAGCAUCAGACUGAUAUAAACUUUUGUUAGAGUCCUAUUUCUUACAAUUGUGCGCACAAUUGACUUGCUUAAACUACAGUGCGACCAACAUAAGUGUAACCUUAAUGACAAUCUGUAUGCCGUAAUACUUCUAAUUUUGUCUAAAAUACUUGGAACAUGAUGUAUUAUGCUUAGAGCCAAGAUUAUGUGGUUUUAUUUUGAACCUGAUUUCGUCAUUUAAAACCACACAUUUCGUCAUUAUUUCGUCUUUUAAAAAUAUGUGUUUUUUAAGCUAUUCAUGGUACUUACACAAUAUAUUUCACGAUUGUGACAUAAAAAAUAGCAGUUGGGCCUAUUGUGUUGUUUAGAAUCACAUGUAAUCAACAUUUUGAUGUUCUGGUUAAACAUUUUCUCUUAAAGUACCAUCGCUCAUCAGGUCAUCACAGUUCCAAUUUUUUGGAUGACACAUUAAAAUAAGAAACUGCAGAAAGUUUUACUAUGCACACUUUUACACAAAAAUUACGAAAAUGCUACCAUUGUUAAAAGUUCUGCAUUUUCUGGCUUCAGCGAUCUUCUUCUGUCACUAACAAUUAAAGAGUAUGUUGAAAAAGACCGUUCAGAGUCAACGUUUGAGGUUGGUAUCCAGAGCAACUUCAAGGCUGCUGUUGCAAAUUCUGAGUAAUCUGCUUUUAUUCGACACAAAAUCUCCAUCACGUCGAUGUGGUUCACGUGUGGCUUUUGUUGUUCUUCAGUGACAAUUUUUUUCAGGGCUACAUAUCCGCGUGCUAGAGUAAGCUUUGGUACCUGCUUGAUGAAAGGUAGGGUCUGGGUGUGCUGUAAGAAUUCUUUAUCAUCCACAUUGUUUCCCAUAUUCUGAGGGUCAAAAUUGCUCCAAUAUUUGUAAACUGAUGCCGAGAAGGAUCACAAGCGAUCAGUUCAUUAAGUUUCAGCAGACUCAUAUUUGCUGUAUGCUUGAACUUCUCUUUCAGUUCUGCAGUAUGUACAGUUCUCAUUGUUGACAAAAUGUUGUCAACUGAUUCUGGCAAUAUACCUUUUGUCAGCACCUCAAUAAAUUACAGACUGCAAUUUGUUUAGUCUGGAUGACAGAUGAUGAGCACAAGGAUAUGAGUUGCCUUCCAACCAGUUGAUGCAUGACGUCAUAUGGCUUACCUCUCCUUCUCUUGUCUAGACUUCAAGGUUCAUCCCUCCCAGGUAUACAAACCAUCAUGUCUCUCUCCCCCUCGACCCUCAACAUCCUUUGGCAUGUGAAACUGUCAACGUCCUUCCUCCCCUUCUCCAAACUGCAUGCGACGUAAGCAGGUUUGUUUAGUCCAUUUCUGGUAAAAUGAAAAUUUUUUAAAGGCCCCCGCAACAGCCAUUUACCGUUAAUUGUUUUGAUACAAUUUGUUUGUUAGUUACACAACAUUAUUUCUGCUGGAAAAUCACUGACACUUCAAAAUUUCUUUAAUGGAAAAAUUUAGCAGGGCCAUAAAAGUAUUCAUUUUUACAGCAAAUGAACUAUACUCGCCCUUCCUGCCGGACAACAUCGUCGCGUGACGCAUGGCAACUACAGUCGUGUGCUGCGCACAGCCACGAAAAACCUACGCGAUUUCCAAACUACACUAGAUAUCUGACUGGAGUCUGUUUACGAAAAGCAUUUAAGAAUUUGUUAAUGCCCAACUGGUUCGUUUGAUAUCGGAUCAAGAUGAUUUAGAGGAGAUAAAAUGGCUAAAAGGCAUGUUUUCGAAGUUUUAGGUGUAAAAAACCCGUUACAAAUUUCUUGAAAGUAUCAAAGGGAAAUGCAUUACACCUUUAUCUUUAUUUUUCCGCUAUAUAAUGUUACGGUCACCGCUCAAAUUUCACAGUUAUCUGACGGGAACUAAAUGACUGCGCGCCAGUUCAGAGCCUUGCACUUAGAGGUUUUACUGCGCUAGAACUACCAUUGAGCGUCGCUCUUAUCAUCCCGCUUCACUAACACACACGCUGACCAGACGGUGCCCUAAAGCUGAUUAGAGGAAGCACGUAGACAUGCAAGGCAGGAAAUUCUUCCAGCUUAUCAACCAGGACCUGGGCAAGUCUUGUUUAUCAAGCUUGUUGCUAUUAGCAUUAAUAUUCCACACUGUUCACAACUGGAAGAUGUGACUAUUCACGCAAUCGUAGAAAUAACAGUUUGUAUAAGGCGGGCAGGUUUAAAUAACGUGGUAUCCUGUCACGUAGCAAACAUUAAAUAAUUUUUAAUGUUUGCUACGCGACAGACGGUAGCCCAGCACUGGAAUGGGAAGGGAAGGCAGGCGGCGGGCAAGCGAGUGAGUGAGCGGUCGCCUGUCUGCGUGGCGCCGGCGGCUGGCUGGCCAGGCGGGUCAGCACACAUUCCAUGUUCACACGCUUCCGUCGGGGGUUUUCUUUUUGUUGCGUUAAUAGUAAUAAUAUUUAAAAGUAUAUAAUUUUUAUGACAAAAUACACACAAAUAAUACUAGAAACAUUUAAUACAAACGUAAACCAAUCCUUUUCUUCUGGUUGGUGGGGGGUCAAAAUGGGCAACCCCCAAUUUUACGAAGGCAGCGAUUUUACGAAUGCAAUCCGUGGAACCGUGAGCAUACAUAAAAUUGGGGUUCUAGUGUAUGUAGUUUUCGCUUCAUGACUUUUCACAUUAAAAUAUAAGAGACUUGUAUUGUGUAAUUUCGGUGUUGUUUUGCGGUUUUUCUUGAAAUAGUGUUUUUCACAUUUUCCAUAUAAAUUCGCGGAAAAUUUCGCGAUUUCGCGAUUCACCAUACAAUCGUGGCCCUAAUUAUGCUCUCACUUGGAAGCCAUGAUUCCACUAUGAUUCCAACUGCAGGUAAUUACGCACGUACUGUUACCGGCAGAUGAAUGGAAAGAUGUUGCUUUUGUUUGUGUGAAUUACCUGCCACUGGCUAGACUGAGAUCACGACCCAGUCUGUGGCCAGGUGAAAACGGUACGGCACGGCAGCAUACGCGCAGACGUAAAAACAUUUUGUCCUUUACACUCCAUAGCCGCAAUUUAACUUGACAUAGCAGAUGAUUGUACAACAACCGAUAGCGUGGACAGACCUGUGCGCACAUAUCUUCCCCCUUUUUCGGCCAACUGUAUCCCACGACACAUCUGUUGUUUACAGAAGUUGAAACAGACUUCGUGGCGUCAUGCUCAGGUUUUUUUUUGACUGCGGGGAUUUUUGGCUAACUGAAAUUUACAGGUGUGCUAUUCAAGAUAGGGCGAAGUAAAAUUAAUAUCACGCAAUCUGAAGACGUGUUUAGUGAGGGAUAGGUGUAAGAAACCUGGAACCAAGGUUUGACGGUUGGUUAAGCCCCCCAUACACUAUCGAAUAUGCUCGCUGCAUUGCCGCUACCGUUCACUACAUGAGCAUGCUCGUCUCUUUCUCUAUAAAGGCAGUCGGUGUUGCACUUGCACAACGGCUGCAUGUAGCAUCGCACCUUUUUUGGCGAAUUAUUUUGUUUGGAUGAAGAGCUUAAAAAAUGAAACGAAGAGUUUGGUCUAAAAUGUGGCUUGUGGAACGAAACAGUUAUAGUGACAUGACACUGCUCAGAGAGCUGGAAAUCUCAGACCCAACAGAUCUGCAUUGUUAUUUGAGGAUGGAUAAAUGUACAUUCACAAUCACAUGUAAUGUUCUUUCAAAUUUCUCUGGCAACUUUUUUCACUAGCUGUUGGUAGCACUCUUGUUUGAUAUGCCUAUUUACAUAUUCCUUACUCCUUACAUCCCACGAUAUAAAUUUAUGAACGCCUCCCAAAAAACUUGAUUGUCUUUAAAAGACAUGACAUGCGACAACAGAUAGCACACUCACUGUGGGCUCGGGGCGAGCAUGUUGGGACCUGCUACACACUGGCGGAUAUGCUCGGUACAGGGCUCGGCUCGGAGGGAACUGCCAUCCGACGGCGAGCCGAGCAUGCUCGGUCUGACAGAGGCUGGACCUGCCUAUUAGUGGAUAUGCUCGCCGAGCCAAGUAGGUGAGCAUAUCCGCUAGUGUAUGGGGCGCUUUAUAUUCAGACUCAAUCUGCAUGUUAAUGUAUAUAUGUGUAUAUAUGUUAUAUAUGUAUAUAUAUACUAGGGAUGGGUCGGUACCGGUUCUCGGUUCCUACGGUUCUCAGCAUUUUAACCGGCACCGAGAACCGCAGCUAAAAUGUCGGUACCGGUACCGGCAGUAAAGCAAAACCCUUUACGAAAAUAGUCCUUCACUAUAACUUAACUGCAGCAUGAAAUGGCUCAACUCACGUCCAAUCCACAUAUGAAUUAUUUUUUUGGACUUCCGUGGAAUAAUAUUCAUCUAACUAUAAAAUAAAUUACACGUGAAAAUAUUUAAUGUUAUCGCCACAUCUGUAAACAAAGUACGUUUCACAAUCAAAACAUAACAGUUGAAGGUGCCAUAGAUGUAGUUCAUAGAUGUGUGCAACUCUAUAACGUGCCACACCAAAGAUGUGAGAACAAAAAGACGCCAUGUUUGUUUCAAUUUGUUUUUAAAAAUAGGCAGUUAAUUUAGUCGUUGAUACGUAAGUAAGGGUGACUGGUGUGUUGCAAAUUCCACAGAAUAUUUUUUUAAUAGAAUUAAUGAUUGAUUAAAAAAUUUCCGUAAUAAUUUUCGGUAUUAUAAAAGUUUAUGCAUUUUUUUUGUGCAGUGCUUUAGAAUUUAAGUUCACUGCAUCUGCAGCCAUCUAGUGUAAUAGCUAGUAACUUUCGCUUUUUGGCAAAUGGGUUUUUUUUUUGAAGGGGGAAGUUUAUUUUUUUUUAUAUAUAGUUAAGUGGUGUAUGGAUGUGUAGAUGUAUUUUACUAUUGGGUGGUCAAACAAAAUGCUUUUUGACACUUGUAAAGUAUAAUCAUUCUGGCCAAAUAGAGCCAAUUGUGUAAGAAAUGGCAUCAGAAGUGUGGCAGUUAUUUACUGUUGACUGUGCAAACAAACUGAAUUCAAUGUAGGCAUUAAGUUUGAUGGACAAUUUAAUAUUUUAAUUCUUUUAAAGUUCACCAUCAUUGUAUUUAUUUCCAUUAUUGUAACAUCUUUUUAUUCCUAUGUUUUAAAGGAGGGUGUAUGUAGAUUUCUUGAAGUAAUUACUAGAAUUAUAUAGCAAAUUUUAGAUUUAUUAAGGUUGGUGUGUUUACUGUAGCUUGAAAACUAUACUAAACCUUAAAAUUUGCUUUGAUAGCCUCUUUAAAGACUGAAAAAUUAUGCCAAUGCAUUUCUUUGCAAGCAUACAAUAAAAAUAUUGAGGACAGAACAAUACAAACAAAUUAUUAUUUUCAGUGUUAUAAACAGUAAAUUGUUGAAGAUGUAAAGCUUCGGCCACACAGAAAGCUACGCUAUGUUCGCGAUGUUCGCUAUGUCCGCUAUGUUUGCUGCGCGAGGUGGCCACACAGAAUAGUGUAGUUUGCGAUGUCGGCGAGGCGCAUGUCGUGGGAUUCGAGUGAUGAUUCCGACGAGGAUGAUAUUCUGUUGGCUCUCAGUAUGCAAACGAAAAAAGAAAUGGUUUCAUGAAGUGAAUCUCAAAAGAAAUUAAUUUGGCGAAUUUCAUCAUUUAAUGAAGCAGUUGCGUGCGGACGAGGCCAAAUUUAUUGAAUACUUUAGAAUAAAUACAACUCAGUUUGAUAGCAUAUUAUUGCUAACCAAAAAUAAAA